Molecule: messenger RNA, 810 nt
Organism: Chaetomium fimeti
Lineage: Eukaryota; Fungi; Ascomycota; Sordariomycetes; Sordariales; Chaetomiaceae
Exons: 2
Coding region: 236-748 (170 amino acids)
Source: RefSeq, a predicted model, not a curated record
CGAACAGGGGGACCAUGACUGUGAGAAACCCCUACAAGGUGUUGCUGGAGUGGCGCCGUUGUUGAGUUUGACGUCGUUACUGCCUUGUUUCGAGUUGCCCUGUUGUAUUAUUUGUUAUUUUAUUACCCAAAACGGAGAGGGAGAAGGUCAUGGGGAGGAAAAUGGAAAAAAAGAAAAAGCAGAGACCAAAAGGAAAACAAAAUGGAAUAGAUGGGCUAAUGUGAGGGCGAACGCGAUGAAUCACUUAGGUGGACGCUUUCGAUGGAAGCAUGCACGUCAUCUUCCGCACCAACUGGCAGGCCUGCCCUUAAGAUCGAAGCCAAGGCAUCGAGGCGCUCUGUGUGGCCUAGGGGGUAUUACAGUUCGGGGGAAAGGAUGUCAUGCGGGGGAGGGUAGGUUCAGUUACUUACGCGCAGGGUUUGCGGAGGAUGGUAUGGUACGGCGGAGGACGGACGGUAUGGGCUAUGAGGAUGGAAAGGGAGGCAGACGGGUUGAUCACCUUACAUUCCUUUACUUCCAGCUUGUGGUGAGCGCCAUUCAGAUAGCUGGAAUUCAAUUGAUGCCUGGCUCACUUCUGGUUGUUAUCCGGUUCGCGAAUGUUGCAAACAGCCGGGGCUUGAUCCUUGCAAAGGUACACAAUAUUAACUCACCUGUAACUCCCCUGGAUUCAAGUCCCGAUCUUAUCGGACCAUCUCCCGGCCAAGAGAUGCCAGCCCAUCUAUCCUUAGGGUCGUCAUUGGAACACUAGGUGAAGUAAAGUUCGUCAUCACUCAAUGGAGUCUCACGCCAGCCUUCAACCCCAGAUUGGUG